AUGGGGCGAUUCCAUCCCACUAAUGUAUACGAAGAAUCUCGAUUUUUCUUCGGCGUGAUAAAACUUUUAGGAUUAUACCCCAUUAAAUUCUACAAAAUUCGAUAUCUGAACUACUUGUAUGUAGUUAUAUUGCUAACAUUUUAUUACGCCCUACAUGCGUGUGUAAACCGUUACGCGGUUUCUAUACUGGAACUUGUCAGUAGCAUAAAUUCCAUCGUCAAAAUCCGAAAAAUUCGAUAUUACACGAACGUCAUUUUAUUACCUGUUAUCAUGAUUUCAAGUAUAUAUUAUAGCACAAAAAUGAAAACAAUUCAUGAGCAAAUAGAUAGCGUUGAUAAAAGUGUAAAAUACUUGAACAUGGAGAUCGAUCAUGCAUUGUGCAUGAAAAACGAUAUCAUCCAAAUCACAACUAUAAUGUUCGUCGUAAUACUUUUCAAUUUAUUGGAUUAUUAUGGAUUUAUAAUUAAUGCUGGAAAUUAUAUAUACGUUAUUAUGUGGAUAUUGGACCGAAUACCAGAUUUCAUCAAUACAAUCGUAAUAUGUUCGUUUGCAGUAUUGAUAAAUAAAAUAAAAUUCAGAUUUGAACAAAUAAACUCGAUCUUAAAUGCCAUUACGAACGGAAAGAGUUCCGUUUCGAUUAGUGAAUCGUCUGAUGUAGAUACUGUUUGCAGAGUGAAAUUAGUAAAACUGCUCAAAUUAAAUCUAUGCAAAACAGUGUCUCUCGUAAACGAAGUAUAUAUAUUUCAAUUCAAAAUUUUAUCGAUGCUGUACAUUACGUACAUAUGUCUGCAUAUAAAUGUUAUCUACAUUUACUGUGACAGUAAAAUAUAUGCGGUUGAUGUGAUUUUGAGCGUUUCAUGGGGCGUCCUUGAUAUAAUAAAGCUCGUCUACAUAAUUCAUUUAUAUCGUAUACUAACGAUACAGUAUACUUGA
Molecule: messenger RNA, 933 nt
Organism: Colletes gigas
Lineage: Eukaryota; Metazoa; Arthropoda; Insecta; Hymenoptera; Colletidae
Product: gustatory receptor for bitter taste 66a-like
Exons: 4
Coding region: 1-933 (310 amino acids)
Source: RefSeq, a predicted model, not a curated record